Coprinopsis cinerea okayama7#130 is the source of this 1872-nucleotide messenger RNA. RefSeq lists its product as hypothetical. The record is from RefSeq and is a predicted model, not a curated record. The transcript has a single exon. Bases 1 to 1872 code for a protein of 623 amino acids. Lineage: Eukaryota; Fungi; Basidiomycota; Agaricomycetes; Agaricales; Psathyrellaceae.
AUGACGGCGGCACAUUCUGAACGCUACCAAGCCUUGGACUCCCAAAUCACAGAGCUGGAAUUCCAAAUCUGUGCGCUACUCUUGCAAGUAGUCCAAUUGAAAAGCGAACGGAAUGACUUGGCACCGAUCUCGCGACUUCCCAACGAGGUACUUUGCAAGAUCGCUAUGGAGUACAAGGCGAGCACACCGCUGGUGCUGGACGUCCCUCAAAAGCAGUACAAGCGACUGGGCUGGCCUGUGAUGACCCAUGUCUGCCGUCGAUGGCGACACGCUUGCCUGCAUCACCAAGAAUUAUGGGCAGAGAUCGACUCUUCCGAACCCAUGUCAUGGAUUCAAGAAAAGCUGGAACGGUCGAAAGCUGCCCCGUUAUCGGUCAGAUGGGCAAGUACCACCAGGAUCUUCCCUAGAGCAGGCCUUCGGAUGUACCGUACGGUCAGCGACGCUAAAGUGAAGGAAGACCUUCUCCGUCGCGUCGUCGAUCGCGUGAAGCAAGUGGAACUUCAAGGUCCGGAGAGAUUCCUGGACUGGAUGCUCGAGGACAUCCUCUCGCAAACUCCCCCGCUCCUCCUCCACCACCUUUCAUUUCACAACGACGCGCCACCUGCGUCAACCCCUGACUGGGAAGCCGACCCUGCCCACAUGUACGAGGCGGUAAUUCCUUCCGCGGCUGAGGUGAAAUUGUCAGAGACCCCUCAGUUGCGGCAGCUCGUAUUCAAGGACUGCACCCCGAGGUUGGAAUCUUUCAAAACCACCCAUUUGACAAGCCUCUCGCUUCAGUUGCGCGGUGGCGUCCAACCGCUGCCCGCCGGGGAGUUUAUGGACAUGUUGCGGAACGCACGCUCUUUAGUCACCUUACAACUGUCCCGCGCCCUCCCGGAUUACGACGCCACCUCAUUCUCUUCCAGCAUGAUUCAUCUGCCUUACCUCAAACACAUCCGUAUGGGCGACAGAUACAGGAGGUGCAUUACGCUUCUUCAGCACCUCCGACUCCCGCCAUCCGCCUCGGUCGAGCUUAAUUUCGAUAAAACAGCUCCGAAUGGCAUUGGCGCGGACCUCGGAGGUAUUCUCUCGUCCAUGUGGUCAUUGCAGGGCGUCGAUGGCUCACGGAGUGCACCGCUCUCUAUAGCAUCGAUGACGCUGCAGCAACAUCUUCGCGGAGGUUACGGUGACGAUACUACGUCCCAUUUCAUAGGGCUUUCAGUGCAAAGAUUGGGGAUGCAACAGUUAUCGGGACUGGAUGGCAAAACAUACGUAUUGCAUUCUGAAUCUUCUCCACUAUUGCCUGGGCCCAAUUUGUUCGCGCUUUCCAUCGCCUUCCAAACGCCCAAAGCAGACAACGCCGACGCUGUCACGAAGCUUUUGCGCCAGGACCUCUUCGACUUCAGCGUUAUGCGAUCCCUACACUUGGAUAUUGCGUACAGGCACGAAGACCUUGCGUCAAGUCUAGUCUCAAGUCAGUCAUUGGAAGAACUAUACGUCUCCCACACAACUUCCAAAUGGUUCAUCGACUGGCUGAGAUCCGAUCCAAUGCUCUCCAGCAGCCACUCAAACUCGGCUGGACUAUUUUUGCCCAAGUUGAAGGCCCUCCACUUUGAAUCCGCCCUCCACCUCUACCCUCGCAAGGCUUAUGAACAAUUCAUGUCAAUGCGCGACCCUAAAAUCACCUGUCUGGACGAUUUGGCAUGGGUCAUGAACAAACGAAUGGAAAUGAUGUGCUGUCUCGAUGAAGUCGUGUUCUGCAGGUCCCGCUGGGCCACUUCAAGUUUUACCGACGAAGAGCUUGAGGUUUUGAAUGGUCUAGCACCGUCGGUUUAUGUCAGAGAAGACCCAAACCUACAACGAAAUGUGGUGAUAUGUAGAUUAAUGAUUUGA